CGCUCGUCACCGCCGUCUUCACUCGAGUAGAGCGCUGCUGUUCAGUGCUGCUGCCAUGGAGUGAGCGAGCGAGCGAACGCGCUUCUCGGACUUUCGGCAUUAGUUGCGCUUGUUGAGUAAAUUACACGCUAAAAAAAAGAAAACAAGUUAAACAAUACUAAAACACGAUGUAGUGAAGAAAAUACCGACGGACUUUUUUUAUUCCAUACCUGCAAAGCAGAGCUACAUAGUAUCGCGCUGGGGGAGAAGUAGACAGCGGCGGGACAAACAUGCUCUCGCCGUUCUUGGCGCAUUUGCUGUCGGUUGUGCUUCUGUGUCGGAUUGCGCGCUCCCAGUACUCAAGCGACCAGUGCAGCUGGAGGGGCAGUGGACUGACACAUGAGGGACACACUCGGGAUGUGGAACAGGUGUAUCUCCGCUGUGCCCAGGGGUUCCUGGAGUGGCUUUACCCCACAGGGGCCAUCAUCGUCAACCUGCGUCCAAACACACUGUCCCCAGCGGCAUCUCUUCUGUCCAUCUGCAUCAAACCCUCUAAGGAGUCCAGCGGGACCCACAUCUACCUGGACCGGCUAGGCAAACUGCGACUGCUCCUCCGUGAGGAAGAUCAGGCAGAGGGGAGAGUGCACUGUUUCAGUAUUCAGGACGGGGCGCUCUUCAUCGAGGCAGUGCCUCAAAGAGACAUCAGCCGAAAAAUCACAGCCUUCCAGUACGAGCUGGUCAACCACAGACCAGGAGCAGAUCCACAGUCAUUAUCUGCACCCUGCCAACCCUGUACAGAUGCGGAGGUCCUCCUGGCCGCUUGCACCAGUGACUUUGUGGCGCGAGGCAGUAUUCUUGGUGUGGCAGAGACCGACGACCAGACCUCUGUCACUGUGUCCCUGAGUGCCCUUUACAGACAGAAGACACAAGUGUUUGUUUCAGGAGGCGGCCGGGCCAAACGCUGGACAGGCUUUGUGAAGAUGCCCAGCCAGUGCGGAGUUAAACCAGGGGAGGGUGAAUUCCUCUUCACUGGGACUGUGCGAUUCGGAGAGGCCUGGCUCAGCUGCGCGCCACGGUACAAGGACUUCCUUAGGGUGUAUCAGGACGCACAACGGCAACGGACCAACCCAUGUCAUUUGGACACAGACUGAAUUAUUUCCAGGAAACCACAUGGUCGGGAGGAGCUGUGACCCUGCGAGCAGCUGUCUGUCUUUGUUUGUGUGUGCAGACAGAGGCAGUUUAGAUCUGUAUAGACUGCAAUACUGAUGCAGAAACCUGCUGUCCCAGCAUUGCCAGAGAUUUGACUCGUGCUCUUAAAACAUCCCGCAAAGACAAGUGAAGUUGGACUUUAAUUUACUAAGCCAAUGCUGAUUUCUCCCAAAAUGUCUUAAGACUGAUAUUCCUGAUAUUUUUUUUUCUUGCGGUCAAAAUGUAGCAGAUCUGGCUGAUGAAUGUGUAAAAAUGUGAAAAGAUCAUUCUAAAACGGAAGUCCCAAAUGCUUUGUAAAAAGCUUGAUGUACAGUUUUGCAGUUGUUUCUAUGAUAGAAAUAUAUUGAUGAAAAGGCCUGCUUUAAAAUGUUUAUUUUUUAAGAGAUUUUGAAGUGCAAUUCCUGCCUGUGUUUUGUCUUCAGGCUGUUCAAUUGCAAAUAUGUCUUUCUAAGGAUUAAAAGUAUUUUUUUUCUCUCUUUGGAAUCAAA
Carassius auratus (goldfish) is the source of this 1676-nucleotide messenger RNA. RefSeq names its product meteorin-like protein. The record is from RefSeq and is a predicted model, not a curated record. Gene Ontology annotation, biological process: positive regulation of brown fat cell differentiation; energy homeostasis. Gene Ontology annotation, molecular function: hormone activity. Bases 270 to 1130 code for a protein of 286 amino acids. NCBI's taxonomy places the organism in Eukaryota, Metazoa, Chordata, Actinopteri, Cypriniformes, Cyprinidae. The transcript is spliced from 4 exons.